AUGGCGUAUCAGCCUCCAGGAGGCGGCUACGGCCAUCAACCACACCCUGACGACGAUCCCGAGAACAACCCAUUCAUGGAUCCGCGAAGACGAUCGCCAGAACGCUACCACUCACCGGCAUAUCAGCUCGACGACCGACCAUAUACUCAGCAUGAGCCCCUCGAGAUUCCAGUCGGACCAGGCCCAUUCGGCACGCAUGACAGGCUACAGCCACAGCCAACAUACUCGGUCGAGAACAUGCCAGGCACGUUCGGGCACAGCGAGGCAUACGAAGACACCCACGUCCAUCAAUACACACCAAACCCAUACCAGCAGGCUGCGCAUCAAGGGACAGGCGACUAUAGCUUGAGCCCUGCAUACGAGCACCCAGAACAUCAUUUGUACGAUCAGCCAGUCACACCAGAGCCCGGCUACGAUCAACCGCAACAUCCAUACUACCAGGACGAGCCAGACACGAGACCAAUAUUGCAGCAAGGCACAUCAUACGGGCCAGAUCCGACCGAUGUGGGAGGACCACCGCAGCAUCAGCCUGAAGGGACAGAUCUGGAGGCUGGGUUUGGAGAUGUGCAGCCACCACCGAAUGCGCGGAUACGGAGAUGGAAGACGGUGAAGGAGGUGCAGCUGUUCAAUGGCAACUUGGUGCUUGACUGUCCAAUACCGCCGCGAUUAUUGAACCAAGUCCCACACGCCCAGCCGCCAGACAGAGACGAGUUCACGCACAUGCGAUACAGUGCCGUGACCUGCGAUCCGUCCGAGUUCUCAGACAAGCGCUUCACAUUACGACAACGACUAUUCGCCAAAGCCAGACAUACCGAACUCUUCAUCGUCAUCACCAUGUACAAUGAGGAAGACGAGCUCCUAGCACGAACCAUGAUCGGCGUGAUCAAGAACAUUGAAUACAUGAAUUCGCGCACAAGCAGUAAGACCUGGGGCAAAGAGGCGUGGAAGAAGAUCGUGGUCUGCAUAGUCAGCGAUGGCCGUGCGAAGAUCCACCCUCGAACAAGAGCUUUGCUGGCUGGUAUGGGUAUCUAUCAAGAUGGUAUCGCGAAGCAGCAGGUCAAUGGCGAGGACGUGACUGCUCACGUGUACGAGUAUACCACGCAGAUGACGCUGGAGAUCAAGAAAGGCGUGGUGCAAGUCAAGAAAGGCACGACCCCUGUGCAGAUCCUGUUCUGUCUGAAGGAGAAGAAUCAGAAGAAGAUUAAUUCGCAUCGGUGGUUCUUCCAGGCUUUCGGCGAGGUGCUUCAGCCGAAUAUCUGUGUCCUCAUUGAUGCUGGGACCCGACCAGGAAGAAGUAGCGUCUACGACUUAUGGAAAGCUUUCGACCGCGAACCCAUGUGUGCAGGAGCCUGUGGCGAGAUCAAAGCGAUGUUGGAACAUGGCAAGAACCUCAUCAACCCGCUCGUUGCGGCGCAGAAUUUCGAAUACAAGAUGAGUAAUAUCCUCGACAAACCACUAGAGAGUGCAUUCGGCUUCAUCACCGUCUUACCUGGUGCUUUCUCAGCCUACCGCUACCUCGCCCUGCAGAAUGACAAGACUGGCCAAGGACCGUUGGAGAAGUACUUUGCUGGCGAGAAAAUGCACGGAGCCAACGCUGGCAUCUUCACGGCGAACAUGUACCUCGCCGAAGACAGGAUCCUGUGUUUCGAGUUGGUGAGUAAAAGGAACUGCUCCUGGAUCUUGCAGUACGUGAAGUCCGCAACGGGGGAAACCGAUGUGCCUACGGAGAUGCCGGAUUUCAUUCUGCAGCGACGACGAUGGCUUAAUGGAUCUUUCUUUGCGGCUGUGUAUGCGCUGGCGCAUUUCUACCAGAUUCAUCGGAGUCAUCAUAGUGCGAUUCGGACUUUUAUGUUCUAUAUCGAAUUCUUGUACCAGGCGAUUAAUAUGCUUUUUGCUUGGUUUGCUAUUGGCAAUUUCUUCCUCGUCUUCCGCAUCCUCACCGUCUCGCUCGGCGACAAAGACCUCCUAGGUAACGCCGGCCUCGUUCUCGCUAUCGUCUUCGAGUGGGGUUAUCUGGCCGUCCUGAUGACCUGUUUUGUCCUGGCUCUCGGCAAUCGUCCACAGGGAAGUUCUCGCUUCUAUAUGACGCAGGUUUACUUCUGGGCGAUCAUCAUGGUUUACUUGCUCUUCGCCUCGGUCUUCAUCACCGUCAAGAGCAUCCAACAACAGAUCAAAGAGCACAACGGUUUCAGCCUGGCAAUGCUAUUCACGAACCGCUUAUUCUUCACUCUGAUCAUCUCCAUGGCUUCGACUUGGGUCUUGUAUCUGGUGUCGAGUAUCCUGUUCCUGGACCCGUGGCACAUGUUCACGAGUUUCAUCCAGUAUCUCCUGCUAACACCAACGUACAUCAACAUCCUCAACGUCUACGCCUUUUGCAAUACCCACGACAUCACCUGGGGAACCAAAGGCGACGACAAACCCGAGAAACUCCCCGCCGCGAAUCUGAAACCGGGUGGCAAAGUCGACGUAGCCAUCCCCUCCGACGACGCGGAUCUCAAUACACAGUACGAGGCCGAACUGCAGACUUUCAGCACGAAGUUCGUUCCCCCGAAGAAGAUCGUCAACGAUGCGCAGAAACACGAGGAUUAUUACAGGGGAUUCCGAUCUGCGGUGGUGUUGGCGUGGAUGUUUUGUAAUCUCGCCCUCGCGGCUGUGGUGUUGAAUACGGGGGGUCUUGAGAGGGUGGGGUUGAAUGCUGAUGUGGCGGAGCAGAGGCGGGCGACGAUUUAUAUGGGGGUUGUUUUGUAUAGUGUUGCUGUCUUGGCGGCGAUUCGGUUCAUUGGGGCUUGUUGGUUUUUGGUUAUUCGGUUGUUUAGGGGUGUUUGA
Messenger RNA from Recurvomyces mirabilis, 2826 nucleotides. Its product is annotated as chitin synthase I. The record is from RefSeq and is a predicted model, not a curated record. Gene Ontology annotation, cellular component: cell septum; cell periphery. Bases 1 to 2826 code for a protein of 941 amino acids. The transcript is spliced from 3 exons. Gene Ontology annotation, molecular function: chitin synthase activity. Lineage: Eukaryota; Fungi; Ascomycota; Dothideomycetes; Mycosphaerellales; Teratosphaeriaceae.